AUGGUACUUUUGCACUCACUUUGCACCUCUCUGUCUCCUCUAAGCACUUUACCUGUGCCAAGUGCCCAUCAGGAUGGCAAGAUGGGCAGGCGGCAGGCAGGCCCCAAGACCCGGGGUUGGGGCUGGCGGUGGGAGCUGCCCGUCCCAUUGGCAAGACCUUUGCAGCGGAUGGCAGAGCAGACCACCAUGGGUUACGUGCUUUCCGACACCGUCUUAACGAGGGUCACCCCCAGCCUUGUCCAGAUUCUCAGCCUGCUGUCCCCCCCAUCACUCUGCUCCUCCCAUGAAUACAGCUCGGAAGGCUUGGGGCCGCCUGGCCUCCCGUCAUCUCAUCACCCCUGGACACAGACUCCCGGUGCCAGGCCCACCUGGGCAGCCUCCGAGGCGUGGGGGACCAGUGAUUCACCCCACUUCCACUCCUCCCCAGGCCCGGCCCUGGCUCUGCCUCUCACCCCCGCCCCCCCCCCCCCCCCCGCCUCAGUGCUCUUUGCAGACCCCGUCUGGCAGAUGGGCACCCACUUUGCACAGCAUCUCUGA
Molecule: messenger RNA, 537 nt
Organism: Rangifer tarandus platyrhynchus (Svalbard reindeer)
Lineage: Eukaryota; Metazoa; Chordata; Mammalia; Artiodactyla; Cervidae
Source: the annotation of a GenBank genome assembly